Molecule: messenger RNA, 394 nt
Organism: Wasmannia auropunctata (little fire ant)
Lineage: Eukaryota; Metazoa; Arthropoda; Insecta; Hymenoptera; Formicidae
Product: major facilitator superfamily domain-containing protein 6-like
Exons: 2
Cellular component (GO): membrane
Molecular function (GO): transmembrane transporter activity
Source: RefSeq, a predicted model, not a curated record
UUUUUAGGUAAAAUAGUGAAAAAGCUUGGAUACGGUUACACUUUUAUAUUUUGUUUUAUAUGUUACGCACUCCGACUGAUAUUGAUAUCUGUAGCACCAACGCCAUGGUGGAUAAUUCCUAUAGAAUUUUUACAGGGACCAUCGUAUGCGCUCUGCUUUACAAUAAUUAUAGCGUACACGAGCGUAAUAGCACCUCCUGGUACUUCAACUACUGUUCAAGGAUUGGUUCAAGGCUUGAACGAUGGUUUAGGACUCUCGAUUGGCAAUUUGAUAGGUGGUAUUUUAUUUAAGAAAUUUGGUGGUACAAAGACUAUGAGAAUAUUUUCAAUAUUUGCAGCAUUUUCUGCAUUAAUAUAUUUUUUUCUUCACAUUUUGUAUUUAAAGCAUGAAACAG